AUGGAGGAUGGCUUUGCACCUGAACAACCUACUGAACAUGUCGGAAACGAGAAAGAGGUCGAAUCAGAACUGGGCCCGUCUGGCUCCAUCCACGAAAGCGAAGAAGAUUCCAUCUCUGUACACUCACAUGCCUCAACAGCGCCGACCAUCGCCCAGGAUGAGAAGAAUGGCACCCACCCUGCUGUGCUGACUCGAACGACUUCCGUUACCCCGGAAGCUGUUGUCGUACCCCGUUCGCAGCGUCGUGGCCUCCUUGCACGCUUCGCCUUGAUUCCUGAAGUUAAGAACCCCUAUCAUUACUCACGAAAAACGAAAUGGCUCCUGACCUUCAUCGUUGCCUUCUGCGCCAUGGCUGGGCCUAUGGGUAGUGCCAUCGUUAUGCCUGUGCUGCAGGAUAUAUCGAUUGCGUUCAAUACGAGGCACGAGAUCACCAACAUGAGCGUUGCCGUAUACAUGCUCAGCAUGGCUAUCUUCCCUUUAUGGUGGUCGAGUUUCAGUGAGCGGCUUGGGAGGCGUACCAUCUACAUUAUCAGCUUCAUCCUGUUCGUCGUAUUCGCCAUCUUAUCAGCCGUCUCUACCAACAUCGCCAUGCUCAUCAUCAUGCGUGUGUUUUCGGGUGGUGCAGCGGCAUCGGUGCAGGCAGUGGGUGCAGGAACGAUUGCAGACAUCUGGGAAGUGCGCGAGCGUGGCAAGGCCAUGGGCAUCUUCUAUCUCGGGCCUCUCUGCGGACCUCUCUUUGCUCCCAUCAUUGGCGGUGCGCUUGGCCAGGGGCUGGGAUGGAGAAGCACGCAGUGGUUUUUGGUCAUCUAUGGCUGCCUGACAGUCAUCUCUAUCAUCUUUGCUCUGCCCGAGACACUCGCGGGACCACCGGUAACUAAGCCGGAAGUCAGGCCAGACCUUGCUCGAACCACCACGCGCGCGUCCACUGUCGCCAAGACAAAGUCGACCCUGACCCAUCUCAACCAAAUCUUCAUACAGCCUCUCACCAUCCUCGCUUGGUUGCGUUUCCCGCCUGUUCUGCUCUCGGUAUACUAUGCCAGCAUCACGUUUGGUGCCUUGUACAUCCUCAACAUCUCGAUCCAAGCCACUUUCUCUACGCAACCUUACGGGUUCUCCACACUCAUUGUUGGACUACUGUACAUUCCAAACAGCGCUGGCUACCUUCUGGCGAGCAUCUUUGGCGGGCGCUGGAUAGACAACAUCAUGCACCGUGAGGCACGAAAGGCAGGCAGAUACGACGAGAAGGGUAAACUUGUGCUCAGACCAGAAGACCGUAUGCGAGAGAACGCAUGGAUUGCAGCCGCUCUAUGGCCUGGUGCGUUGAUAUGGUAUGGUUGGAGCGCUGAAAAAGGCGUCCUCUGGAUCUGUCCAAUGAUUGCGAAUUUCUUCUUCGGCGUCGGCUCCAUGCUGAUCUUCUCUCUUGUCUCCACUAUGCUAACGGAGUUUAUGCCAAAGCGUGCUGCUUCUGGCAUUGCUUUGAAUAACUUCCUCCGCAAUAUCUUCUCUUUUACCGGUGCUAUGGUCGCGGAACCUAUACUGAGUGCUAUUGGCAACGGCUGGCUGAUGACGAUUUUGGGUCUUUGGAGCAUCAUUACAGGUUUUAUGGCGCUGGGUGCUAUGCGGAAAUGGGGUGCACAGUGGCGGGUGAAGAUGGUGGAAGAACUGGGUUGA
This is a messenger RNA of Ascochyta rabiei, 1671 nucleotides long. RefSeq lists its product as uncharacterized. The coding region runs from base 1 to 1671 and encodes 556 amino acids. The record is from RefSeq and is a predicted model, not a curated record. Gene Ontology annotation, biological process: transmembrane transport; intracellular polyamine homeostasis. Gene Ontology annotation, molecular function: polyamine transmembrane transporter activity. NCBI's taxonomy places the organism in Eukaryota, Fungi, Ascomycota, Dothideomycetes, Pleosporales, Didymellaceae. The transcript is spliced from 2 exons.